AUGACGCUUUACUCGGACCCUCCCAGCUUGCUGCCCUUUCGCCAUGACAAGCCCACCCUGCUCGUUUGCUGGUGGAUGACGUCUUUCUGCGCCGUCAUGAUCUGCCUGCGCGUCGCUGGCCGCUUUAUCCGCACCGAGCGUCUCUUUCUUGAGGACAAAAUUGCCGCCCUCGCCAUCAUCCCCCUCGCCCUGCGCAUGGCUUGCGUCCACUAUAUUCUCCUGCACGGCACCAACAAUGCAGAUUUCACGGGCGUCAUACUAUCAACCCAGCAGCUGCAUAAAAAGAGCAUAGCUAGUGGUCUUGUCCUUCUCAGCCGCUUCUUCUAUGCUGCUACACUAUGGGUUCUCAAAUGCGCCAUUCUCGAGUUUCUCCGUCGAAUCACAGGCAUUACCUGGCAACGAUCUUACCAAACCACCAUGGUGGCCCUGCGAUGGACCCUGCUCGCCACCUUUAUCGCCGUCGUCAUUAGCGAUCUGGCCGAAUGCCGACCCUUUCACCAUUACUGGCAAGUUUUGCCCGAUCCGGGUGGCCAGUGCCGUCAGGGCUACGUCCAGCUCCUCACCAUGGCCACCUGCAACGUCCUGACCGACCUCUUGCUCGUAAUCUUCCCCAUCCCCAUUAUCCUACACAGCCACAUGCAGCUCAAGCGCAAGAUCCAGCUUGUGCUACUAUUUUCUCUCAGCCUAUCCAUUGUUUGCGUUACACUAUAUCGAGUCCCGCACAUCAUUUGGAACGACGGACGCCAGCAAUAUCGAUCACUCCUUGCCUCGGUCGAAAUUCUGUUUGCCACAGCCUCCGCCAAUGCUCUGGUCCUUGGCUCAUUUGUCCGCGACCGGGGUUUGAAGAAGCAGAAAUUUCGCCGCAACUCGGCCGCUGACUCGUUUGACCGCGGUAGCGCCCCGCGACGGCCCGCCCUGCACCAACACUGGGGUAGUGAUGAGGAUCUAGUCAGAGACGUCGGCCUGGCUGUCGACCCGAAGCUGCGUGAAACCCCAAACCGCGCCAUCGUGGCCAAACCUGCCGACUUCAAAGGGGAUUGGGCCCGUCAUAACGGUACAUUGAGCGGCGAAGCGGCCAGCGACGAUGCCAUUCUCCCCGACGACCGCCUCUCAAAGACAGACUCCCACCAAGGGGGCAAGAAGAUGACUUUCUUCGAUGUCGGAGGCUUAUUAGAUGGUUCUGUGGGAACAAGCAGCGGCAGCUAUCGCCGUGAUAGCCACACCUCAUCCACCAUUGGGCCCGGCUCUUCCCACGGCGUUCCGGCAAAUGCCGUCCCUGCCAGUUCGACUGGCUUGCGGCGCGGUUCAACGGCGCUCUUGUCAGAUCUUGGCGUCUUGUUCAGCCCGCUAAAUAACCGCUCGGCGCGCUCCGGUCGCCCUAUAUCAAACACUGGCACCGAGCUGCAACCUAUUCCACAGUCGGCUUAUGAACUGCAAGACCACCCUCGAAAGCAGCCAGAGCCUUUGUAG
This is a messenger RNA of Beauveria bassiana ARSEF 2860, 1470 nucleotides long. RefSeq names its product integral membrane protein, putative. The record is from RefSeq and is a predicted model, not a curated record. The transcript has 2 exons. NCBI's taxonomy places the organism in Eukaryota, Fungi, Ascomycota, Sordariomycetes, Hypocreales, Cordycipitaceae. The coding region runs from base 1 to 1470 and encodes 489 amino acids.